Messenger RNA from Rotaria sp. Silwood1, 537 nucleotides. The record is from the annotation of a GenBank genome assembly. NCBI's taxonomy places the organism in Eukaryota, Metazoa, Rotifera, Eurotatoria, Philodinida, Philodinidae.
AUGAUAAAAACUCUAAUUUUACUCGUUACAACCAUAAACGUUAUUGAAAGUUCUUAUAAUUGUGCACAGGGAACUGGAACGUUUCAAAACGCUGAUGAUUACAGAUCUUAUUAUUCGUGUACAAAUUAUUGUGAUCGUCUUGAAUAUUGUUCACAAACAACGGAAUAUUAUUCAACUGUUGAUCGAACUUGUAGAAGUACUGGAUUAAAUUGGUCACCAGCACACGAUCUAACUGGAACUCAAGAAAUAAAACAAUAUGCUCAAUACAGACAUUUUCAACAAUCGAAUUUUUUUGUAAAUUGGUCAAGUGUAACAUCGGCUUAUCAAUUUUACUUUAUGGGUCGAUAUAUCAAUGAAACAUACGUUGUCGGAACUGAAACAAUUUUAUCAUUUAACACUAAAUGCGUUCUUGUAAGAGAUGUACAAUUAUCAGUACGAACAACAAGAUCAUUUUGUGCAACAAAUGUAGCAAAUCCCUAUUCCAUGAAAUGUAAAUUGCCUCCUGGCUAUGUUUUUUCUGGUUGUAUACGUUAUUAA